Zootermopsis nevadensis is the source of this 4586-nucleotide messenger RNA. RefSeq lists its product as uncharacterized. Gene Ontology annotation, molecular function: 8-oxo-dGDP phosphatase activity. The record is from RefSeq and is a predicted model, not a curated record. NCBI's taxonomy places the organism in Eukaryota, Metazoa, Arthropoda, Insecta, Blattodea, Termopsidae.
ACCAACUUCACAGCCAAGACUUGACAUGCAUGACUUGCAUAGCUUAUCUACUUGAUCCGUGAUGUGGAAGUUUGCUUUGAUAUAAUGUGUAUAAAUGAUAAUUGUUUCCAGGGAGGCACAGUGAGAGGUUAUAAUAGGUGCUUCAAACGAAAUAACCAUGUGCCGAUACAAAAAUGGAAUGCUACUUUGGAAGCAGGCUAUGCUGAUGAUGCCAAGGAAUGGCAUGGCGGCGACUGAGCUAUCGAUGUCACGGCUCCUGAAAUUAGCGCAUAAAUUCAACUGUUUCUACCUGUCAGAACAGCAGCAGGGAAAGUGUCGGCCCUUUAUUGUCGAAGGCUAUCAGGUUGGGUUAGUGAGACCAGAUGUAAUGUUGCAACUAUUACGUUAUCCAGAUGUGUUUCACAUUCAACCAGAUUCUGUUGAACUCAACCCAGCUUUCAGAGACUAUGACGAUCGAAGCUCAAAGGUUGAAGCAGUCUUGAGAGAGUGCCGAUCUAAUAACGUAUUCAUCGCAUUAAAGGGAUGGCGAGAUGAGUGUUUUGAGGUUCGGACCGUGUUCUCCAACCAUUCACUGCUCAAGAUGGACCGAUCGGCAACCUGUCUCUUUGGCAUCCGUAAUUAUGGUGUGGACAUCAAUGGUUAUGUCAUGGACCCGGAGAAGGGACUGUGUAUCUGGCUGCAACAGCGCUCAGCAACGAAGCAGACAUGGCCUGGAAAGUGGGACAACAUGGUAGGUGGAGGUCUGUCCGUAGGUUACGGAAUUCUGGAGACUGCUGCUAAGGAAGCUGCCGAAGAGGCUUCUAUACCGGCAGAGUUAAUCGCUAAGCUUAGGCCUGCAGGAUGUGUCUCGUUCUUCUUUGAAAGUGAGCGUGGUCUGUUCCCCAAUACAGAAUUUGUUUUUGAUUUGGAGUUGCCAGCAGACUUUGUUCCAAGUAACAGCGACGGAGAAGUAGAAGCGUUCGAACUUCUGCCUGCGAAAGAAGCUCUGGAGAAAGUUUUCUCAUCUGAUUUCAAAACUACAAGUUGUCCUGUUGUUAUUGAUUUUCUUAUCAGGCAUGGUCUUAUAUCCCCUGAGACAGAACCAAAUUUCCCUCAACUGGUAGAACUUCUUCACGUGCCCCUCCAGUCACUCUACAGAUGUCACCCUAAACAAGCACCAUCUGAAAAUGGCCAGAAUUCUCUAUAGCUGUAUCGUUAAAUUAAAAAUAAUUAUUUACUGAAUUUAUGUAGACGAUAGGCAUAAAAUAGAACUGUAACAAAUGCUAGUCAUGCAUACUUGCUAUGUUCUAUUUAUAGUAAUUAUAGAUCAUAGUAGAAGAUGCGGAUUUUUGAAUGAAGUGUGUGCGAGCCAGCCUCUUUCGUACUAGUCUUCCUAGUUUUCCCGGUGGGUGACGGGUCAUUAUAAUCGACCGUCAUAGGAAGGAUUAUUUCAGAUUGAACAAUAAGUUUGUUGGAUGGCACAACAGUGUAACCAAUUGGGAAAAUGAAUGAAUCAUUAUUUGUGUUUUGUCAGUGAGUAGUUUUUCAUGUUUAAAAAGAAUCCAGUAAUUUAUAAAGGGCACAAUUCACAUUGACUCAGUACUUAAAAAUUUUUAGUAGCUUUUAAUAUUGUAAAGAGGUAAGUAAUAGAAUUGUUUACUUCAGUUUUACCGCCGAGCCCAAUUUAAUGCAAAGAUAGUAGAGCUGACUGCUCAAAUCAUACUUUUUUUUUUUUUUUGUUAGGAUACAUACUGGGAUCUCUAGGAAUUAUGCAACUAAAAUUUAAUGUGUUUCAAAGUUUGAAAUAUUUGCAUAAUUUUUAAUAAAGUGAUUAACUUUAGAGAAGUUGCCUUCUUGUAGGUAAGCAGAAGAAUUUAAGUACUGGAAGUUGGUGUGGUACAUAAGCAUUUCCUAAUAAUUUGAUAGAUUUAAUAUUUUGUUUGAAACGAUUAAAUACGUGUGAGAAGUAUAUUAGAAGCAGGGUUGUCAGUUGAUAUGGAAUUCUAUAUUAAUAUCCGAAACAUGGUGAUGAACCGUUUUAUUUGUUCUGUGCGUUCUGUUGCUUAAGUACGUAAUUAAAUUCAUUCAUUAAUGUUGUAUGUUGCCUUUAUUUGUAUUAAACAUUUUUCCACUUAAAUUCACAUGAAAGUGGAAAGUUUCAUUUAUAGUUAUAGUUUCUAUGAUUCUUUACGUAAUAAUAUCUCGUCUUAAACAUAAUUGUUUGCGUUAUAUGAUGCUCAUGGCUAUUCUACAUUCUGUUUCCUCGUAAUGACCAUCUGAAAAUUCUCGACAGUUUUUCUGUACAGACCGAGUUCUGGCUCUCCACUAAAAGUGAAGCUACAUGCCAUGGAGACGCUUCUGGGGAAAUGAGGUAUAUCUCCUACUUGUUUUUGACGUCAGCACUAAAUGGGGUUAAUGGUCAGCAUCAUGUCACCAGCCAUGCUUUGCCCCCAGGUAAAGGACCUUGAGAACCCCCAUCAAAUAGGAGGCUGGGUGGCACCCAGAGCAGGUCUCGAUACACCAUAAUCGUACACUAUUGCACACCAGAUUUUGUACAUGCGAUUAUAUCCCAGUUGAUCUAUGGAAAUUAGCAUGCUUUUUAUUGUUUAGUUGAAGCAUUAAUUGCUUAAAAAUUUGUCAAUUAACUUCUGUGAGAACCUGAAAUCUUACAUAUUAAGUUCGAACAAAUUAAAUCAACCCCCAGAACUACCGAUUCUUCCCAUAUACUGCAUUUAAAUAACUAUACUAUUUCCCGAAACCCAUCACAAAUCACAUCGUCGUCUUGCACAUUCGUAACUUCUAUUUUCCUGGUAAAAUGCCGUUGUUACAUAAAACAUUUGUGCGUGACAAAAGACCGAAGUUUUCAGACCUAAAUACUGCUAAUAUUAACACUGAAGUCAAAAAUAAGAACAAAAGAAUAGCAGAUGAAAGACAAGGUAUUUGUUUUAUACUCGUAUGGUCUUACUUUAGAUAUGUUUUAUGUUCUCUGUGUUUGUGUGCAAGGCGUGUUACAUUUAUGAUGCAGAAGCAACAUUUAUGUGGUAAUUGCAUCCAUCUAUUCUGUGUGUUGAAAUUAAUGCGCAGGGAACUGUAAAAUUAUUUUCUUUCUAAAUGAUAUUGUUCGCAAUUUAGAUCUUUGAUGUGAUUUAUAAUAUUAUGUAGGUGUUUGUAUGUAAUAAAAUUGUGUCACCAGUGGUAAUUUGUGCUAACUCUUGAGAUUUUAAGUAAUGCUGAACAUAUAUUCUUUAUGUUUGGAAAAUUCUGCAGUUUAUGAAACAAAUAUGUUCUCAUUAUAUUUGUUCAUAUUAGAAGCAAGAUUGUGAAUAAAGCAUAUGAAAUGUGUGUGAAUGAAAGUUUAAUACUCGUGUUUAUAAAACGAAACAAGAAAAUAAGUUCAGUACUUUAAAUUUGUUUGAUUUACAAUGGAGUAUGACCUAUAAAUGUGGAGUUUUAUUAUAUACAUCCGAAAUAAUAUUGCAACGAACAUAUUACAUUGACUAAUGAAUAAUAGAACUUAUAAACGUGCAUAUAAGAGAUACAUUGAUCACAUACGUGACACAUAGAUAUAAAACUAUAAUGUUGCAGUCUUUUUUAUACUUUCACAUCAUUCCAGAUGUUAUUUAUGUAUUUAAUUUCUGUAGUUUUUGUUUAUUAUAAAUUUAAAUACAAAUACAUUGAUCUAAAAAUUAAAGGAAUGUGAUAAAUACAUUUUUAUUCAUCAUCCUUUAUGGUUUAUUGAUUUGAUCAGUAUUAAAUAUUUGAAGAACUUGGGAUCAGAUAGUUUAAUUUAGGUGGUCUGAAUUUUAAAAUUAGGUUAUGUGCUGUUGAAUGUAAUUAGUCACUUUGAUUUGUAUGCAUUUAACCCUCUGAAGGCAAAGCUCAUCUCAAUUAUAUUUAAGAAUUCAGUCUAUACCUCAGUUACAAAAAUCAGUUGGUUGAUUCUAAAUUGAUAAACCAGUGGUAGAUUUCAUUACCACUGGACUUUGAAGGGUUACUUGCUGCUUUAACUUUAAAUUUGUACAUUUAAUAACAAGUGAAAAUAAAUGUAUUAAAAUUAAUGGUGUCAUUAAGGAAUCCUAAAGAUGAUAAGAAUUCUGAAAUACAGUUCCUACAAAAAUGAAAAUACAUUGUAACAAUAUUAUAAUUUGUAAUACCAGCUGUUGAUUUGAAGAAUACAUUAGAAUUUUGAAAACCAAAUCUGUAUUCUACUUUAAAAUUUUGUGUUAUGUUAGGUUCUAGACAUUUUUAGGGUGGUAGGCCUGAAGUUUCACAGUAAUGGUUAUCAGAAUUCUCAUCGUGAAGUACAAACUGUUGAUAUCAAUACAUCUGAACCCAAGCUCCUCCCUGAAAACAGCGAAGUUCCUUGAUAUUAAGUUGUGUGUAAAUAUUCUAAGAGGAGAAAAAUAUAUUACAGAUAUAUUGAGUUGCUUUUGUGUGUAUUAGUUGUAACAUUUAUUUUAUUAUAUCAUAUUACAUUUGUACAAGUAUUAUUACUUCAAUAUUUGUCAACCUUGUUUUUGAAUGCAACUUGUUUAUUCAACUGAUAUUUAUCAGUUUUGGAAGUAUAGCAAACUGAAUAAAUGUUUGAGUGCUUUAGUUUAUAUAAA